ACGUAGAGGCAUGGAUGAGGGGUUGUGCUGCCAAGUGUGUAGUUUUGUUGUUUUGUCCUAGGCCGAAAUUUCACUACCCUUUUAUAUAUAUAGAUGUUCCCUCACUUAUUGCGAAGGUUAGGUUCCGGGGCGGCAUAUAAUGUAGUAAAUAAAAUAAAAUAAAAUAAAGUAACCCAUGUAAAAAGCAAAGAAGGAGAGGCAGGAUCUUUCAGCAGGGGCUGGACGGCCAUCUGUCGGGAGAGCUUGGGCUGGGUCUCCUCCGUCCCUUGGGACUCUCUCAGGGAGGGCGGGGCAGGGUGACGUCACGGAGGAGGGCGGGUCCUCGUGAUCCUCAGGCGUUGGGCUCCACGCGCCCCUUCGGACGUCAUUUCCGGAGGCGGGGCGAGGAGGAUAUUUUGGAGAGUUGAGGAAGAAGAGGACGACAGAUGCACAUCCUGAACCAAUCUUGUGAAGAAAAUGUUUUGUCAGCUCUGCCAUAGGGAUGCCCUAAGUCCGAAAUAACAUGAACGUAGACUGCUGCGACAACAAUAAAGAAAUAAGUAGGGGGGAAAAUUAAAAGCCACGCACCUGUGAAAUCAAAGGGGAAAAGAACUGUUGUGAUGAAGAGAGAAUUUUGAAAAAGGAAUCAGAGAGGCUACAGAAAAAUCUGAGACUGAAAAGAAUUACCGUUCUGUUGAAAGAGUUUAUUUUGUGAACUUCUGACAUAACAUGUGAAUCAAAAUUACAAACAAUGUAAUAUCCUCUACAUCCCUCUCCCAGGGGUUAUAUAAGCAUAUAGAAUGUGGGAAAUAAUUAAGAUGGAGGAGUGUUCUUCAUAUCCAUCAAAUAAGUGCUUCAGUCAGAGUGUCCAGUAGCAUUUGCAUCAAAAGAUCCACACAUGGAAAAAGCCAUAUAAAUGCAUGGAAUGUGGAAUGAGUUUCUGUCAUAGUUAAAAUAUGCGUUCCCAUCAAAAGACCCACACAGGGGAGAAGCUAUAUUCAUGCAUGGAAUGUGGAAAGAGCUUCAGUAAGAAUGCAAAUCUGCGUUGCCAUCAAAGGACCCACACAGGGGAGAAGCCAUAUAAAUGCAAGGAAUGUGGAAAGAGCUUCUCUUUCAGUGGAAGCCUGCGUUGGCAUCAAAGGACCCACACUGGGGAGAAGCCAUAUAAAUGCAUGGAAUGUGGAAAGAGCUUCUCUUUCAAUGGAAGCCUGCGUUGGCAUCAAGGGACCCACACUGGGGAGAAGCCAUAUAACUGCAUGGAAUGUGGAGAGAGCUUUAGUCAGCGUGAAUAUCUGCACUCCCAUCAAAGGACCCACACUAGGGAGAAGUCAUAUAACUGCAUGGAAUGUGGAGAGAGCUUUAGUCGACGUGACUCUCUGCGCUCCCAUCAAAGGACCCACACUGGGGAGAAACCACAUCAGUGCAUAGAAUGUGAAAAGAGCUUCUCUACCAGUAGAGGUCUUAAGUCCCAUCAAAGGACCCACACAGGGGAGAAGCCAUAUAAAUGCAUGGAAUGUGGAAAGAGCUUCUCUCAAAGUGGACAUCUGCGUUGCCAUCAAAGGACCCACACAGGGGAGAAGCCAUACAAAUGCAUGGAAUGUGGAAGGAGCUUCACUUUCAGUGGAAGUCUGCAUUGCCAUCAAAGGACCCACACAGGGGAGAAGCCAUAUAAAUGCAUGGAAUGCGGAGAGAGCUUCUCUAUCAGUAGAAGUCUGCGACUCCAUCAAAGGACCCACACUGGGGAGAAACCACAUCAGUGCAUAGAAUGUGAAAAGAGCUUCUCUACCAGUGGAAGUCUUAAGUCCCAUCAAAGGACCCACACAGGGGAGAAGCCAUAUAAAUGUAUGAAAUGUGGAAAGAGCUUCAGUCAGAAUCAGAAUCUACGUCGCCAUCAAAGGACCCACAUUGGGGAGAAGCCAUACAAAUGCAUGGAAUGUGGAAAGAGCUUCUCUCAAAGUGGACAUCUGUGUUGCCAUCAAAGGACCCACACAGGGGAGAAGCCAUACAAAUGCAUGGAAUGUGGAAGGAGCUUCACUUUCAGUGGAAGUCUGCAUUGCCAUCAAAGGACCCACACAGGGGAGAAGCCAUAUAAAUGCAUGGAAUGCGGAGAGAGCUUCUCUAUCAGUGGAAGUCUGCGACUCCAUCAAAGGACCCACACUGGGGAGAAACCACAUCAGUGCAUAGAAUGUGAAAAGAGCUUCUCUACCAGUGGAAGUCUUAAGUCCCAUCAAAGGACCCACACAGGGGAGAAGCCAUAUAAAUGUAUGAAAUGUGGAAAGAGCUUCAGUCAUAAUGAUAAUCUACGUUGCCAUCAAAGGACCCACACUGGGGAGAAGCCAUACAAAUGCAUGGAAUGUGGAAAGAGCUUCUCUGACAGUGGAAGUCUGCGUUCUCAUCAAAGGAUCCACACAGGGGAGAAGCCAUAUAAAUGCAUGGAAUGUGGAAAGAGCUUCUCUGUCAGUGGAAGUCUGCGUUCUCAUCAAAGGAUCCACACAGGGGAGAAGCCAUAUAAAUGCAUGGAAUGUGGAAAGAGCUUCUCUUUCAGUGGAAGCCUGCGUUCUCAUCAAAGGAUCCAUACAGGGGAGAAGCCAUAUAAAUGCAUGGAAUGUGGAAAGAGCUUCUCUUUCAGUGGAAGUCUGCGUUCUCAUCAAAGGAUCCACACAGGGGAGAAGCCAUUUAAAUGCAUGGAAUGUGGAAGGAGCUUCUGUCAGAGUGGAAAUUUGCAUUUGCAUCAAAAGACCCACACAGUGGAGAAUCCAUAGAAUAUCUUGGAUUGUGUGAAGAGCUACACUCUAGAGUUCUGCAUUCCUGUCAGUAGACUUACUUUCAUUGUGUGUAACUGUAUGGCAGGGGCUUGGGUGGUCCUUGUAGUCUCUUCCAGCUCUAGGAUUUUAAGCCCCACACAGAGAAAAAAACCACAAAAAUGCAUGGAAUUUGGAAAGAGCUUCAGGGAUGACGGAGCAGGCAUCAGUGAACUCACAUAGGGCUAGCCGAGGAGUACUCUCUGUGACUUUCCAAAUUGUCCCAAUAUGAAGCUCUACAUUUUCUCAGGCCACUUCCACACAGCUGUUUAAAAUCCCACGUUAUCUGCUUUGAACUGGGUUAUAUGGCAGUGUGGACUCAGAUAUCCCAGUUCAAAGCAGAUAUUGUGGGAUUUUCUGCCUUGGUUUCUGGGUUAUAUGGCUGUGUGGAAGGCCCUCAGACAAGUGUCCUCUCCCUUCCAUGCUUAAAAGGAUAGAACCCCUUCUCCCCUUGCAACCAUUGAUAGUGUUUCAUCACUACUUGUAGCAACAAGUCCAUUAGGAUACGAAGCAUCUCUCUCUAGAAACAAGGAAAAUUUUCAUGGGUAAUAAAAUGAAUAUAGCAUAUUUCAUCACAUAAGAGUCACACUUUCUCCCUUUCUUUCAUUGGAAAAGGGGGGGACCACUAUUACAUGAGGAAAAAAAUCUGUUGGUUUUUAAAAAUAAUAAUAAACGCCUUACUACUGAAAGGGGAGAAGGAGUGGUGAUCCAGUCUCAAACAGUUCAGUUUGUUUCUUGAACUAUAGCACUAUUUGGGGCUGAUUUCCCUUCCUCCCUUCUCAAAAGGCAAGGCAAUUGAAAACCUAUGAAAUGGGGGUCUCUGGAGCUGCACUCUUCCCCUCUCCCUUCCUUUUUCUGAAGCAAGGCCACUUAGAAGAUCUGGAAUAGAGGUUUUUGGAGAAAGAAAAGAGGGAAGAUCUGAGUUCUAGACACUUCCAUUUCUAUUUUUUCUUUAAAAAUCAUUUGCCAAUGAGAAAGGAGAGCAGAGUGGAUCUUCAGAGACCUCCAUGUUGUAGUUUUUAAAUUGCUUUGCCAUUGGGGAGGGAGGGAGGGAGGAAAGAGAAAAUCAGCCUCAGGUAGGAAGCAACUGUUAUUCCAUUUACAUUGAAAGAGAAGGCGGGAAGAAAGGUUAUUGUGAUCAGUACUGCUGGUGUUUUUAAAACCAUGACUAAACUUGCUUUUCAUCCCAGCAUGCCAAUGGACAAGAUGUUAAAAUCACAUGAAUGUUGGGAGGGAAAAGGGAUUACACCACCAUCAGCUUCCCAUGGCCCUUUGACAGGAUGGCCGUUUCGGGUUUUUGGAGGGUUUUUUCCCGUGUCAGGAGUGACUUGAGAAAAUGCAAGUCACUUCUGGUGUGAGAGAAUUGGCUGUUUGCAAGGACAUUGCCUAGGAAAGGCCCGGAUGUUUUACCAUCCUGUGGGAGGUUUCUCUCAUGUCCCCACAUGGAGAUUUAGAGCUGACAGACAGGAGUUCACCCCACUCCCCAGAUGCGAACCGCUGACCUUUCGGUCAGCAGUCGUGCUGGCACAAGAGUUUAACCCAUUGCCCAACCGGGGGGCUCUUAUGGAUGGCAUGGGUAUCCCAAGGCCAGUUGGGAAAAGAGAAAGAAAAGAAGGGGGUGAAAUGGUGUACAAAGGCCAGAAGAGGGGGAUCCCAAGACCAAGUUAUACAAGUUGAGUGUCCUUUAUCCAGAAAUCCCAAGCAUCUCUGUUAUUUGCUUUUAUGAUGUUUUUGUUGUAUUUUUAUGUUACGUAAUUGGGGCCCCUGGUGGCACAAUGUGUUAAAGCGCUGAGCUGCUGAACUUGCGGACCAAAAGGUCCCAGGUUCAAAUCCCGGGAGUGGAAUGAGCGCCCGCUGUUAGCCCCCAACUCCUGCCAACCUAGCAGUUCGAAAACAUGCCAAUGUGAGUAGAUCAAUAGGUACUGCUCCGUCGGGAAGGUAACGGCGCUCCAUGCAGUCAUGCCGGCCACAUGACGGAGGUGUCUAUGGACAACGUCGGCUAUUCGGCUUAAAAAUGGAGAUGAGCACCAACCCUCAGAGUCGGUCACGACUGGACUUAACAUCAGGGAAACCUAUGUUAUGUAAUUUUGUUGCUUUUAACCACUGUACGCAGCUUUGAAUCCCACCCAUGGAAAAAAAGUGGUAUAUAAAUAAAUGACUAAAUAUUCAACAUUGCAAGCAAUUUGCUAGCAGCUCCUUGCAUAUGGCUACCUUCCUCCUCUGCCAGCCAAAAGCACCACAUCUCUCCUUGUUGCUUCAGCCAUCAUCACCCUCUCCUCUGCCUCCAUCCCUCGCUCAAAGUAAAUGGCAACACGAAAUCCCACUCCCAUCACAUGCAGAACUGUAUUGGCCUACUUGGGUGGUGGUGGCAUCACAGUAGCAGUGCACUUUGAUCCCUGAUUGUUUUUUCAGUGGGGUUCCUUCUCCUUUACCACCUUCACUACCAGAGAGCGAUUCUAACCUCUGGUAAGACUCAUGAGUAAGAACACUUGGAAGUAUGAGUGUGUGUGAGGGAGAGCAGGCAUGAGAGGCCUCUCUCUACACAUCUCUUGCACCUCACAUUUUCUUUUUCCAACUUCCCCUACCUACAGGGUCUCCCCCAGCCCAGGUCUGUGAGGAGUGCAGCCUCAACUGUGAAGAACCUUCUGGGAGCUCAAGGGUGCCUUAGUACCUAGUGCUGCUCUUGGAAGGCCAGGGGUGCCUUUGCCCAGCUUCAGGCACUAUGCCAGUUUCCUGGGAAGGGCAGUUGGGGUUGUAGUAAUUAAUUACCUCUAGAUUUUAUUACUGCCAUGUGCUCUGUAUGGGGUUGUCCUUGAAAAAGGGACAGGGGUUGUAGCUAGUGAAAUAUGUGACAGCCAAAGUGCUUUGGGGUGGACGAGACUAGAAAACGAAUUGGCUCCCUGUUUGAUCCUGAGCUUAAUUAAAGGACCUGGUUUUGUCCCACAAAGCUCCAAAUGGUUUGAGGCCAGAAUCCUUGAAACGCCAUCUAAAGGGAACCUUCAAUUGAGAAACUGAAAUCAACAGGCAGAUUUAGAUUUGUCUUUUAUGAUUGCAUGUGUAGUAUUCGCCUAGUAGAGUGGUUGUUUGGGACUGUAGAAUUGUUUUAGAUUGAAACAUUAAUUUUGAUAUUGCUGUGGGUGGGGCAUUGUCAUUUCGCUUUGUGUAAUUUGUUGCUGUGUAUAUGACUUCAUUUUUGUUUGAUUGUAGAUUAGUUUUCUUGAAUAAAAAUGAACGGUUUAAAAAAGAGAUCACCUCCCUGCUAUGAACAUGGCUGAAAUUCAAGCUCAUCCGCUUUUGCACAUCCUUCCAUCCAGUGAGGUUAAUAUGACUUUGGGUCAGGGCCUUCUCAGCAGCAAUAGCAUCUAAAUACAGAACAUAUGCCAUCCAAUAGUCACCAUAGUUAAUAAUCUAGAUCUAAUGUGGUCUAUCCAAUUCAAUUUUCUGAAUCGGCACCCCGAAUAACCCAAGGAACAGGCCUAAAAAUGAAGACACCAAGAAAAAAAAUAGUUGGAAUGUGUUAUUCAUAGUAAUAACAGUGAGGUCAUGGACCAUAUUUUAGUUCUUGUGAACCACUGGUGGUCCACAGACCAUAGGUUGGGAACCACUGCUCUAGAGUUCCUGAUAGGCAGCUGACACUGGCAUUUAACAGGGGAUUGGUCCUGUACACUAAGGCGCAUGCUCUGGAUAUUUUGAACUUUAAAAAAUAAUCUGAUUUUAUAGCCAUUUUGAAAGUUUGUCUUAAAAUGUCUCGCAGUCAUAUAUAUAAUGGAGUUUUUAAAGUUUUUAUCUGCCAUAUAUUGCCUUAAAAGUCCUUGAUAAACUGAGAAGCAACGAACAAAUUAGUCAAUAUAACCAAAAUACAGGCAGUCCCCAAGUUACAAACACCUGUUUUACAAACGACUCAUGGUUAAGAGCAGAAGUGAGAGAAUAGGAAGUGACGUAAAUUAUGAUAUUCUUACCGCAGUAUUACUCCUGUUUUAUUGUCUUACUGUGUUUUUGUUUUUUUGUAUAUUGUGCAAUGUAUUUAUGCUGUUGUUUUUGUAAAUUUUGGAGGCCCGGUGGCAAAGUGUGUUAAAGCACUGAGCUGCUGAACUUGUGGACCAAAAGGUCCCAGGUUCAAAUCCCGGGAGUGGAGUGCGCCCCCGCUGUUGCUCCAGCUUCUGCCAACCUAGCAGUUUGAAAACAUGCCAAUGUGAGUAGAUCAAUAGGUACUGCUCCAGCGGGAAGGUAACAGUGCUCCAUGCAGUCAUGCUGGCCACAUAACCUUGAAGGUGUCUACGGACAACGCCGGCUCUUCGGCUUAGAAAUGGAGAUGAGCACCAACCCCCAGAGUCAUACAUGACUGGACUAAACAUCAGGAGAAACCUUUUCCUUUACUUUUUGUAAAUUAUGCUGGUCAGGUCUUGCCUCAUGUGAGCCGCCCCGAGUCCCUGUGGGGAGAUGGUGGCAAGGUAUAAAUAAAGUGUUUUAUUUAUUAUUA
Anolis carolinensis (green anole) is the source of this 7260-nucleotide messenger RNA. RefSeq names its product zinc finger protein 814. Gene Ontology annotation, biological process: regulation of transcription by RNA polymerase II. Bases 936 to 2741 code for a protein of 601 amino acids. The record is from RefSeq and is a predicted model, not a curated record. NCBI's taxonomy places the organism in Eukaryota, Metazoa, Chordata, Lepidosauria, Squamata, Anolidae. The transcript has 2 exons. Gene Ontology annotation, molecular function: RNA polymerase II cis-regulatory region sequence-specific DNA binding; DNA-binding transcription repressor activity, RNA polymerase II-specific. Gene Ontology annotation, cellular component: nucleoplasm.